Pseudophryne corroboree (corroboree frog) is the source of this 3304-nucleotide messenger RNA. It is a transcript of the gene TXNDC11, whose product is annotated as thioredoxin domain containing 11. The record is from RefSeq and is a predicted model, not a curated record. Bases 436 to 3099 code for a protein of 887 amino acids. NCBI's taxonomy places the organism in Eukaryota, Metazoa, Chordata, Amphibia, Anura, Myobatrachidae. The transcript is spliced from 12 exons.
UGGCCGAAUAAGAAGCUAACUUCAGCCUCGUUGAUGUUAGGGAGUCCUUGAGGACCGGAUUGGGGACGCUGGCCUAGCCUGUACAAUGCGGACACUGUAUACGCUGGGCUGCCUGUGUGUCAGAGAUAAUCACAGAGCUCACACAGCGGCCUGCCCUCCGUAGCUGCUGUCCUAUACAGCCAUAUACACGGCUCGGCUGCGAUCUCUCCAUGACACGGCCGUGCGGCGGGAGGAGUGAGACGGGUUGCAGCAACGUCCCUGUCUGCGGCCUGCCCACCGCACCCGAUCCCCGCCCCUCGCUUGGCUGGGCCGCGGAAGUAGUAGGACAGACGUGGCGGCGCCCUGUUCGCGCUGGUGACGGCCCCGGGGUGUGAUGAGGAGAAGGGCCGUCCUGCCCCUAGCGGGCUUGGGCCGCCCAUCGGCCGUAUAAGCGGGAUGCAGAGGCCGGGCUGGCUGCACGCUAAGCGGCUGCUCUGUCUGAUGGGCCGGAGGCCAGAGCUGCUGUGCGGGGCCAUAGCGCUGAGCUGCGUUCUUAUCGUUGCUCUCCGGUUCACCUGCAGUCGAGCUAAAGAUGUCGUCAUGCCAGCAAAGCUGCCCGUGCACUUUUUCUCCAGCCAUUCACCAGUGGUGGAUCUCUUCCUUGGCCAGCUGGAUUAUGCAGAUCACAUUCGCCAGGACUCUGAGAUAACCUUAUUCUUCCUGUAUGCGCCCUGGUGUGCCCAGUCCAUUGCUGCAAGGGCAGAGAUUGAGCAGGUGGCUAAUAAGCUUGCAGACCAGGUGCUCUUUGUGGCUGUUAAUUGCUGGUGGCACCAGGGCAGGUGCAGGAAGCAAAGAAGUUUCUUCUAUUUCCCAGUGAUUAACCUGUAUCAUAAGAGUUUUGGACCCAUUGAAUAUAAAGGACCAUUGACGGCAGGAUAUAUUGAGAAGUUUAUACGCCGGGUAAUGAGUCCCAUUUCAUAUAUUGCCUCUGUGGAAAGGCUAAAGGAUUUCCUAUCCAACUACCAGCCUGGGGUCCUUGGCUUUUUUGAGUUCAAUGCCUCGCCUCAACCUCCAGGCUAUUUGACCUUCUUCAGCUCUGCACUGCACUCAUUACAAAAAGAUUACAUAGAAACAAUCCGAUUUGGGAUUAUCACUGAUCGAAAGCUAGCAAAAGAAAUCUCUCUCACCAGUCCUGGAAGUGUUUACUUGCACCGAAACCUAAAUUCUUCCUUAAUCUACCCAGACAAAGAAAUGAACUUCACAGCUGCAAAUAUCUGCAAGUGGGCACUAGACAAUCGUGAGACAGUGCUGCACUGGCUGCGUCCUCAUGGUGGCAAAAGUCUGCUGCUGAAUAAUGAGCUGAAGAAAGGACCUGCUCUUCUCCUCUUCAUGCCCUUUAACCCACUAGCUGAAACACAACCACUACUGGAUGAGAUUAUGAAAGUUGCCCUGAAUUACAAUGGCUGCACACAAAGCUUCUCUACUGCGCACAUCCUUCAGGAGUCGGGUUCUGGAUUCCAUCUGGAUUCCUUGUUAAAGAAGUCAUCAUCAUUUAUAGCAGAGGCUUCAAGGCCAUUCCCUUGUUGUAACACGGUUAUCCUUCCUCAGUGGCAUUUUCUGUCCAGGGUUCAAUAUGUCUGUGAGCUGUGCGUUAAGCAGACAAGGGAAAUUACCCUGAGCAGGUUACCUCCUUGUAACUUUCUGGACAUCACAACAGCCUUAGAGUCUUACUACCUCAAAGAACAAUUCUUCAUGAACUUCAUGUCUACUGUGAGAGAGUGCAGCAACUUUUUACAUUUCUAUAGUCCCUAUUCCUACUACACUGUAUGUUGUCAGACCGUUAGUAGAGGACUUGUUGCUGCCAACCAGGACAAUGUGUCCUUUGCACUUUCUUCCCAUGGGAAGGUCCAUAGUGGACAGUCUCCCCAUAUAGUGCCUCACAUUGAGGAAAAGAGAGACCUAGCUCACAGCUAUAAUUUCAGCAAUGGCCAUAUUACUGGCCUCAGGCGCAGGACCAAUAAGACCUUAAACCUGUAUCUCUUGGAUUCCAAUUUGUCAUGGUUGUAUGCCGAGAGACUGGGAGCUUCUGGAUCUGGCCAGGGGAGAAUGUUUGCAACCAUCAUUGAUUUGAAAGAAGAAGUCCAUUAUAUCAUAAACCAGAGUCAACCUCUCAUCAGACCUGCUUUAGAGGAUUUUAUCCAGAAUUUCAGCAAAGUUUACAGCCCACUGCGGAGACAUCUGGUCAGUGACCCGGCUCUCGGCAAGCUAAAACACCAACUAAUCACAGAAGUGACAUCAAGCACUUUCCAUCAUAUUGUUCUGGAACGCAGAAAGGAUGUAUUGUUGCUGUUUUACACAACCUGGUGUGGUUUCUGUGCCACUUUGAAUCAUAUUUUUAUCCGUCUUACUCAGCUUCUGGCUACGGACAGUCUCAUUGUAGCUAGGAUAAAUGUUGCACAGAAUGAUCUUCCUUGGGAGUUUAUGGUGGACCAUGUUCCCACAAUCAUGCUUUUCCCUCAGAACAGGAAAGAUCACAGUGUAGUGUAUCCUGAAGAUCGGCAAAUCACUGUUCCAAAUCUUCUGAAGUUUAUCCUAAAAUACGCCACCCUGCCUUCCACUGAAGCUGAUCCACCUGCCUCCUGCCCAAUGCACUAUCUACAAUACAAAGAAGAUCACGUUUCUUAUUUGGAGCGAGAAAUACAAAGACUGCGGGCUGAAAUUGUAGUCUUACACAAGGCCCAGGGUCAGCUGGCAGAAAGGAUUUCAGAAGUGAGAAAAGAUACACAAGACCUUAAAGUCCAAAAACGGACGCUAGAACAACACAACAAAGCCCUGGAGGAUCACAUGGAACAGUUGCAAGCUCUGUGCGAACAAAAAGUUAGGGAGGUGGGCACGAUGGCGGACAAGAUGAAGGAGCUGGUAGCAGCUUCUGAAAGUCUUCUGGCAGAAAAUACACUACUCAAGUUUAUUAUGGUAUCACUGGAAGCCAAACACAAAGCUAAUGCAGAGACAGAAAGGUUUGAUAACCUUGAGGAUGGAAUUCGGCCAAGCACUGAUGUUUCUGAAGGACUAUCCGAUAGCUCCAACACAGAGUAUAAUAAAGAAAAUAAAACGGACUGAUUUUUUUUUUAGCAGAAGUAUUUGUCAAAUUAUUUAUACAGAUUUUCAAACUUGUAAAUUUAGAUCAUUUCUGAAGGUCAGGAAUCAAAACUUCUAUUUUUUAACCGCCUCUAGUUUCUAAGAAAAAGUUCCAUUAGUAAGUCUGCGUUUGUUCUGGCAAAAGUUUGAUGACUGCUUUGAAAUUAAUUAAAUCCAUGUUGCCUGA